AUGGUGGAUCUGUGUCUCCAGGUAUCAAGCGAAAAUAGUUUGGUUUGUCUUCAACAGCACCCAGGUGGCACCAAGAGGAGCGUGCGACAGAGAUACAACUGCUCAAAAGAUGCAGAGAAACGAGCUGCAGUGUUCAGCAGCAAAUUGGGCUAUGACAAAUUUGCCUCUGAUGCUGGCACAAAAACGAACGAAGCAGAGCACGGCACGUGCACAAAGGGGCCAAGCUCCAGGGCCGAGCCCACCCAACCCACAGGAUGCUGCUGGAGGCACAGCAGCCCCAAGCGUCGGCAGAGCCCGGCGCCGCUCGGCGAGAUCAGCACGGCCGCGCCUCCCUCCCCUCGCCCAGCUGUCCGUUCCCGAGGGACCCUCCCCGGAGACCCCCGGCCCUGCCGGUGCUGGGCGGCCCCGCGCAGGGCCCGGCAGCCCCCGCACCGCCGGUCCCGCCGAACCGCCCUGUCCUGCCCUCGCCGGGAGAGCCGGCCCCGCGCUGCUCCCGCACGGUGCCGCGGGCGGGCCGGCCCCGCCCCGCGCAUCCCGCGGUCACCCGGCGGCGGCACCGCACACAAAGCGCCCGCGGCCGCGCUUCCCCCCGCGGGCCGGCGCGACGCGGGCGCGGGCGGUACCUGCGGGGCGCGGGCCGGGCGGAGGCUGUCCCGCUGUCGCCGUCCGUCGCUCCCGCUGUCGCUCCCUCCGCUCAGAGCCGGCGGCGGCGGCGCCCGCUCCGCUCCAUGGCCGCGCGCGCGCCCCGUUCGCCACGGGAAGAAUAGGGGGCCCACCGCGCACGCGCCGCCCGCGCCCGCCCCGCCCCGCCCCGCGCGCCGGCGCGGCGCCGCCCUGCGGGCCCCGGUGCCGCGGUGA
Messenger RNA from Pseudopipra pipra, 858 nucleotides. Its product is annotated as serine/arginine repetitive matrix protein 1-like. Lineage: Eukaryota; Metazoa; Chordata; Aves; Passeriformes; Pipridae. Bases 1 to 858 code for a protein of 285 amino acids. The record is from RefSeq and is a predicted model, not a curated record. The transcript has 2 exons.